AAAUAGCUUCCUUGAAAAUAACUUACUGUCUAUUUUCACAGCUUUAGCCACGGAAAAUUGUAAAUUUUAAGAAGUGUCUUUCUGCCUGUUCUGGUUGCUGUUUAUAAUUAAAUUAAUUAGUUCUAGUUAUGAAGAAAAAUUUGCCAUCUAGUUCAAAACUAAAUAGUUCCGAUAAUGUUUGGAAACGCAUGUUUACUCCAAACUCAUCAUGGGAAGACAAGGACCAAUUUUUGGAUGUCAUUUAUUGGAGUAGACAAGUGUUAGCCAUUUUCAUGGGUAUGAUUUGGGGAUUUAUAGGAAUUACCGGAUUCUUUGGUAUUGCGUCUUUUGUUGCUCUCAAUUCCAUAGCAGUUUAUUUGUAUUCAGUCCGAUUCAAUAAUGAUACCGAAGAUAUAAUGGAAUUUGUCAAAGAAGGUUUCAUGACGUCUUUUGCCGGAUUUUUGGUUACUUGGACCAUGAUGUACUCAGCCAUAUACUAUUGAAAACGUUAUACAAAGAUAAUUUAAGCAGAUGAAUAUUUAUUAUGUGUAAAAACAAACUUUUUCAUUUUUUAAUAGAAGCAUACAAUUAAAGAAUUGAAACUUUAUUCGAUA
Messenger RNA from Tetranychus urticae (two-spotted spider mite), 593 nucleotides. Its product is annotated as GEL complex subunit OPTI. Lineage: Eukaryota; Metazoa; Arthropoda; Arachnida; Trombidiformes; Tetranychidae. Gene Ontology annotation, biological process: mitochondrial respirasome assembly. The record is from RefSeq and is a predicted model, not a curated record.